This is a messenger RNA of Salvia splendens (bonfire salvia), 1887 nucleotides long. Its product is annotated as L-ascorbate oxidase homolog. The transcript has a single exon. Bases 84 to 1757 code for a protein of 557 amino acids. Gene Ontology annotation, molecular function: oxidoreductase activity; copper ion binding. The record is from RefSeq and is a predicted model, not a curated record. NCBI's taxonomy places the organism in Eukaryota, Viridiplantae, Streptophyta, Magnoliopsida, Lamiales, Lamiaceae.
UCUCACUUUCAUUCAAACAACACCAUUCUUCUCUUUGAAGAAGGCACUAGCAAGCCUUCUUCUUUUUCCUUCUUCUAAAAAAAAUGGGCUCCAUUAGGACACACCCAUCCCUUGUGACUCUGCCUCUUCUAUGCCUAUUGGCAGCUGCCAACGCCGGCGAUCCAUAUCUAUUCUUCGAGUGGCACGUCACCUAUGGUACCAUCUCCCCGUUGGGCGUCCCUCAGCAAGGCAUCCUCGUCAACGGCCAGUUCCCUGGCCCGGAGAUCAAUUGCACCUCCAACAACAACAUUGUUGUCAACGUCUUCAACGAGAUUGAUGAGCCUCUCCUCUUCACCUGGGCCGGCAUCCAACAGAGGAAGAACUCGUGGCAAGAUGGAACUCCGGGCACCAUGUGCCCGAUCCUCCCAGGCCGGAACUACACCUACCAAUUCCAAGUCAAGGACCAGAUAGGUAGCUACAUUUACUUCCCUACCACCGCCCUUCACCGUGCCUCGGGGGGCAUGGGCAUGAUCAAGGUCCAUAGCCGCGAACUCAUCCCGGUACCCUUCGAUAACCCGGCAGAGGAGCAUUCUAUCCUCCUCGGGGAUUGGUACAACAAGGGUCACAAGAUAAUCAAGCGAAUUCUUGACUCCGGACGAUCCAUUGGCAAACCCAAUGGCAUUCAGAUCAACGGGAAGUCCGCUAAAGUCGGAGAUGCUGCUGUUGAGCCACUUCUCACCGUGGAGGCCGGAAAGACUUACAGGUUGAGGGUGUGCAACGUCGGGAUGAGGCUGACUGUCAACUUCCGUAUCCAGGGCCACACGAUGAAACUAGUGGAGAUGGAGGGAUCACAUACGGUUCAAAAUGUGUACGACUCGAUGGAUAUCCACGUCGGCCAAUGCAUGUCCGUCUUGGUCACCUCCAAUCAAACCCCCAAGGACUACUACUUUGUUGCUUCCAGCCGCUUCUCCAAGCAAGUCCUCACAUCCGUGGCCACCAUCCGCUACACCAAUGGCAACGGGCCAGCCUCCCCUGAACUUCCACCACCCCCUCCUGAGAACUCUGGCGGCAUUGCAUGGUCCAUGAACCAGUUCCGCUCCUUCAGGUGGAACCUGACCGCCAGCGCCGCCCGCCCCAACCCCCAGGGAUCCUACCACUACGGGCAGAUCAACAUCACCCGCACUAUCAAGCUCUCCAACUCCCGCCAAGUUGUGGAUGGAAAGCUUCGGUUCGCUGUCAACAGCAUCUCGCACGUGGAUGGCGAAACCCCACUCAAACUGGCAGAGUACUUCGGGAAGGCGGACCAGGUUUUCAAAUACGAUCUCGUGAAGGACGAGGCAGAACAAGGGGAUCACAAAGUUGUGGUGGCACCCAGUGUGAAGAACGCGACCUUCAGGAACUUCGUGGAGAUCAUCUUCGAGAACAAGGAGAAGACUGUCCAGACAUGGCACUUGGAUGGAUACUCGUUCUUCGCGGUUGCCAUUGAGCCCGGUACGUGGACCCCCGAGAAGAGGAAGAACUACAAUCUGUUGGAUGCAGUGAGCAGGCAUACCGUCCAAGUGUACCCCAACUCAUGGGCUGUAGUCAUGACCACUCUUGACAAUGCUGGCAUGUGGAACCUGAGGUCUGAAAUGAGGGAGAGGGCAUAUUUGGGACAGCAGUUCUACUUUAGCGUCGUUUCGCCAGAAUUCUCGUUGAGGGAUGAAUACAACCUCCCUGUCGGACAGGAACUCUGCGGUGUUGUCAAGGAUCUGCCCAGGCUUGCCCUGUACACUUAAAGAAGAAGAAGAAAAAGAAGAAGAUGCUAGCUAGUCUAACUAAAUGUGCAUAUACAUAUAUGUGUAUCCCUUUCCAUUCUCAAAAUGAAUACACACAUUUAACCUAUAUAAAUCACAUAUCUUAUUCUUA